GUGCGGGACAUUUAUUUAUUCUUUUAUUUUGAGACCGGCACUUUUCGUGGUGCCCGUGCCGGUGGGGGGCCUCGCGCUGCGGACACCUCAGGGGCCUUCACCCCGAGUUGAGGCCGCGCACGCGCGCCAUCGUUCAGCUGCGGCACCGUCAUGGGCCGGCGGAAGUCGAAGAGGAAGCCGCCGACCAAGAAGAAGAUGGUGGGAACCCUUGCGACCCAGUUCACCUGCCCCUUCUGUAAUCACGAGCGGUCGUGCGACGUCAAGAUGGACCGUGAGAGGAACACAGGUGUGAUCUCGUGUACCGUUUGCCUGGAGGAAUUUCAGACGCCCAUCACGUACCUCUCGGAAGCCGUGGACGUUUACAGCGAUUGGAUAGACGCCUGCGAGGCGGCCAACCAAUAGCGGCAGCGCGGCUUUCCUGACGGCUGCGCCACACUGCCGACCAACAGGGGGAGCCCAGAGUUCAAGAACGGAGGUGUUGCUGGAGGAUUCUGGUGGGGGGGGAAGGGGG
This is a messenger RNA of Petromyzon marinus (sea lamprey), 511 nucleotides long. It is a transcript of the gene ELOF1, whose product is annotated as elongation factor 1. Gene Ontology annotation, molecular function: RNA polymerase II complex binding. The record is from RefSeq and is a predicted model, not a curated record. Gene Ontology annotation, biological process: transcription elongation by RNA polymerase II. NCBI's taxonomy places the organism in Eukaryota, Metazoa, Chordata, Hyperoartia, Petromyzontiformes, Petromyzontidae. Gene Ontology annotation, cellular component: transcription elongation factor complex.